Molecule: messenger RNA, 4094 nt
Organism: Doryrhamphus excisus (bluestripe pipefish)
Lineage: Eukaryota; Metazoa; Chordata; Actinopteri; Syngnathiformes; Syngnathidae
Product: melanoma receptor tyrosine-protein kinase
Biological process (GO): negative regulation of apoptotic process; cell surface receptor protein tyrosine kinase signaling pathway; positive regulation of epithelial cell proliferation
Cellular component (GO): signaling receptor complex; basal plasma membrane; plasma membrane
Molecular function (GO): ATP binding; epidermal growth factor receptor activity; epidermal growth factor binding
Source: RefSeq, a predicted model, not a curated record
CAGCUCGUUCAGGUUGUCACAUAUUGUUAUUAUUGUUAAGCAGGAAGGCUCCACGUCCACGCAGGUCCAUGUUGCUUGUGGCGGUCCAUGUGGAAGUACAUGAAGGCGGUCCACGUUGUUUGUCUUCCACCCGAAGAAGAAGAGGACGAGUGUGGACGUGAAGAUGUGCGGAGGUGCGGCGGAGGACUACUUUUUUCUUCUGUUUCUUCUUUUUCUUCUGCUGACGUUUGACCGCUGUUGCUGCACCCCAACCGACAGGAGAGUGUGUCAGGGCGCCAGCAACCAGCUGACCUUGCUGGGCACUCCUGAAAACCACUAUGACAACAUGCGGAGGAUGUAUGCCAACUGCUCCGUGGUCCUGGAAAACCUGGAGAUCACGCACACUCUGCAGCACCAAGACCUCUCCUUCCUCCAGUCCAUCGAGGAAGUCGGCGGCUACGUGCUCAUCGCCAUUAACGAGGUGCCAAUAGUCCCUCUGGUCAACCUGAGGCUGAUCCGAGGUCAGAACCUCUACGAGAGUCAGUAUGCCCUGUUGGUCAUGUCCAACUACCACAGGAACUACUCGUCCUCCACGCUCAACUUCACUGGUGGCCUCAGACAACUUCAGCUCAGCAGCCUGACCGAGAUUCUUCGAGGAGGAGUUAAGAUGACCCACAAUCAUUUGCUGUGCAACAUGGACACAAUCCAGUGGUGGGAUGUCCUGGACAAAAGCACCAAUCCCAAGUUACUUUUAAAGAUGGACGAGUUUGCACGCAACUGUGAGCCCUGUCAUCCAUCAUGUAUCAACGGGUCGUGUUGGGCAGUCGGACCGGAACACUGCCAGAAAUUCACCAAGUCGCAGUGUGCUGAGCAGUGCAGCCGGAGGUGUCGUGGCCCCAAACCCAGCGACUGUUGUAACGAGCACUGUGCGGCGGGCUGCACCGGACCCCGGGCCACAGACUGUCUGGCGUGCCGGUUGUUCAAUGACGACGGGACCUGCAAAGACGCGUGUCCUCCUGAGAAGCUCUACGACCUGAAAACACACCAAGUCAUCAACAACCCUAACGCCAAGUUCACCUACGGCGCCACCUGCGUCAAGUCCUGCCCACACAACUACGUGGUGACCGGAGGCGCCUGCGUGCGCACGUGCGGCGCAGGCAUGUACGAGGUGGAUGACAAUGGCGUGCAGCGCUGUCGAACCUGUGAGGGAGCGUGUCCGAAAGCUUGUAAUGGUGUCGGCGUGGGGUCUCUUGUGAAUGCCAUCGCCAUCAACGCCUCCAACAUCGAGUCGUUCCGAAAUUGCACCAAGAUCAACGGCGACAUCUUCUUCAUUGAGACCUCCUUUACUGGCGAUGCUCACUAUAAGAUCCCGCCCAUGGACCCGGCCAAACUGGAAUACUUCCGGACCGUAAAGGAAAUCACAGGAUUCCUGCUGAUCCAAUCCUGGCCCAAGAACAUGACGUCUCUAUCCGUGUUUGAGAACCUGGAGAUCAUACGAGGAAGAACCACACGAGCGCAACACAGCCUGGCUGUGGUGAAGGUCCAGAAUCUGCACUGGUUGGGUCUGCGUUCCCUGAAGGAGGUCAGCGCCGGAAGAGUGACCCUGAAGGACAACCCUCUACUGUGUUACACUCGCAGUGACCAGUGGGCCCGCCUCUUCAAAUCAUUGGACCAAACCAUCACGCUGAGAAACGUGGCGUCACCCCAACUCUGCCAGCAACAGAACCACACCUGUGACAUGCAGUGUACAGACCAAGGCUGCUGGGGCCCCGGGCCAACCAUGUGUGUUUCCUGCCGAAACUUUGACCGCAGGGGGUGCUGUGUGGCUUUGUGCAACCUGCUGCAUGGGGAGCCCAGGGAGGUGGAAGUGAACAGCAGCUGCGUGGAAUGUCAUGCCGAGUGUCUUGCGAUAGAAGGGACGCCAACCUGCUAUGGCGCGGGUCCUGACCAGUGUUCCCAGUGCGCCCACUUCAAAGAUGGCCCCCACUGUGUACCACGAUGCCCUCAUGGUGUGAUGGGCGAUGGCGACAUGAUGAUCUGGAAAUACGCUGAUAGUGCUGGCCAGUGCCAGUCAUGUCACCAGAACUGCUCCGAGGGGUGCACAGGUCCUGGACUGGCGGGAUGCUCAGGGGCUUCCUCACACUCCACACUCGCGGUGGGUGUGGUCAGCGGGCUCUUGGUUAUCGUCCUCCUGUCAUUGAUGGUCUCUGUGUUGCUCCGGCGAAGGCAAAUCAAGAGGAAACGGACUCUGCGGCGCCUCCUGCAGGAGAGAGAGCUGGUGGAGCCGCUGACCCCCAGUGGCGAGGCUCCUAACCAGGCGCUGCUGAGGAUGCUGAAAGAGACGGAGCUGAAGAAGAUUAGGGUUCUCGGUUCUGGCGCCUUUGGGACCGUGUACAAAGGUUUGUGGAUCCCUGAUGGCGAGAAUGUGAAAAUCCCAGUUGCCAUCAAAGUACUCCGAGAGGCGACGUCGCCCAAAGCCAACAAAGAAAUCCUGGACGAGGCGUACGUGAUGGCGAGCGUGGACCACCCUCAUGUGUGCCGCCUGCUGGGGAUCUGCCUGACGUCGUCUGUGCAGCUGGUAACUCAGCUGAUGGCAUACGGCUGCCUGCUGGACUAUGUGAGACACCACCAAGAGAACGUGGGCGCUCAGUGGCUGCUCAACUGGUGCGUCCAGAUUGCCAAGGGGAUGAGCUACCUCGAGGAGCGCCACCUGGUGCAUCGAGAUCUGGCAGCGAGGAACGUUCUGGUGAAAACUCCCAAUCAUGUCAAGAUCACAGACUUUGGUCUUGCCAAACUUCUGACGGCUGACGAGAAGGAAUACCAUUCUGACGGAGGAAAGGUUCCGAUCAAAUGGAUGGCACUGGAGUCCAUCCUGCAAUGGACCUACACACACCAGAGUGACGUUUGGAGUUAUGGUGUGACGGUGUGGGAGUUGAUGACGUUUGGUUCCAAGCCGUACGACGGCAUUCCGGCCAGCGAGGUGGCGUCGGUUCUGGAGCGAGGCGAGCGCCUGCCGCAGCCGCCCAUCUGCACCAUUGACGUCUACAUGCUGAUGGUCAAGUGUUGGAUGAUCGAUCCGUCCAGCCGACCCAAGUUCAGGGAACUCGUAGUGGAGUUUUCCAAGAUGGCACAGGAUCCGUCAAGGUACCUGGUCCUGGAGUGUGACCCUCCCAGCCCGUCGGACAGCAGGUUCUACUCCCGCCUUCUGAGCUCAGACGACGCAGAUGAUGUGGUGGAUGCCGAGGAAUAUCUGUUGCCUUACAAAGUCUCCAGUAACCAUAGCGACCAUACCUGCAGCACCGUGCAGGCUCAUCCUAUGCGCACAAACAGCGUUGCCAUGCGUUACAUAAGCGACCCGACUGGCAACAUAGCUGACAAAGACGACCUCAGUGUCCACGAGUACAUGAACCAGGCUGAUAGCGGGUUCACCUGCAGACCCUCAGACGUCCACAAUCCCAACUACGAAGACCUGAGUCCAGUGUGGGGCGCCGCGUCUCUACCUUUCCGACCGGGAAAUAGAAAAAUUGUCCAGGAGGGACCAGAGUACUUAAACACAGCACAAAGCUCACUGCCCCGCAUUGCCAGCCUCGACAACCCAGACUACCAGGCUGACUUCCAGCCCCGGGCCACGCCCUCAAACAUGGGUACCAGCGGUCUGUUCCUCCCGGCUGCUGAGAACCACGAAUACCUGGGCCUGGCUGGUACAAUGCAUACCUCUGCCUGCUAGGGCCAAAUGUGACAAUAUUGACACUUGAUCUGAUGGUAAAAUCAGAUCAAGUACAGUCGCUGUUUUAGCGUCCAACAGCAACAGAAUAAAAACAGACUUGUAUGUCCAAGUCUUUUCUGGUGCAUGAAUUCAGUCACAUGAUCAGCGAGUUCCCACCUACUUUGUUGACCACACUGCACUUAAAAUGUUCUUUCGAGUUGUUCUCGUGUUGUUGAUGUAUGAAUGUUGACCACAAUGAGCCAGACACUGCUUGACAUCACCGAUGUUGACAUUUUAUUGUAUGUAGCUUUAGCCUCUAGCUUUGUUUUUAACUUUAAUUUAUGUUUGUUGAGCCAUUUUGUAAACAGCACAGUUGUUUUUUUAUUCAUUAAAACUCAAAUUUCUGGAG